This is a messenger RNA of Falco peregrinus (peregrine falcon), 6207 nucleotides long. It is a transcript of the gene RPS6KA1, whose product is annotated as ribosomal protein S6 kinase A1. The transcript has 22 exons. The record is from RefSeq and is a predicted model, not a curated record. Gene Ontology annotation, molecular function: ribosomal protein S6 kinase activity; ATP binding; magnesium ion binding. Lineage: Eukaryota; Metazoa; Chordata; Aves; Falconiformes; Falconidae. Gene Ontology annotation, biological process: intracellular signal transduction; positive regulation of DNA-templated transcription; protein phosphorylation. The coding region runs from base 1288 to 3465 and encodes 725 amino acids.
CUUUUGGGUGCUGGGGAAGGGGUUUAGUUGUAGCUUUGGUGGGUGUGCCAGCCAGCUGCCCCAGGCAUCGCUUCCCACGGCGGCGGCGGGACAGCCACCUUCUCCCAGACCCAAAGAGACCUUGGCUGCUCUGCAGGGACAAAGCGACGGGGGGGAGGAAGGGGAAGAGGUGACUGCACGGGCCCCCUCCGAUCUGAUUCAGUCCUUCCGGAGCUAAAAAUCAGUUAGUUCUUAACUCUGAUCUCGCUGGCUUUAUGCAACUCCUCCUUUCCCUCAAGGCUUGCUUUUUCUUCUCUUACCUCCCCGGAGCUCCCAUCCCGUUUUCAGGUCGCUCUGCCUCAUGCUGUUCCCACCUCGUCGACAUUGCUGGCACCGAAGAGCCCUGCCAGUGCCACAGGCUCCAUCAUGCUGAUAAACUGCUUGAAAAGACACCAGAGAAGUCACAGCCUGAGUCUCUCUUGAGAUCCCUUCUGUCUGCAGUCGCAUGAGUUUUGUCGCAGCCAAAGAUUUGAACCUCUCGGAGGAAAUGUUUCAAAUCUGAUUUGAUUUUUUUUUGGGGGGGUGUGUGUGUGAUUUUUCUAUUCAAACUUAGGUCAUUAUCUAAAACACAGGUGGAAGAAUACCUAGAUGUGAUAGCAAAUCUGUGUACGUUCACUGACAUAUAGCAGGCUUGGGGGCUGACCUUGGAAAAACUUGCUGACCUUGCAAAAACUUACUUCUUCCCUUAAGCCUGAGGUUCUGGGGGAGAAGGAGCUGUAUCCUAGCUGAGCAGCACUUUUCUGAGCUCCCUUUAAAUGCUUCUGCAUCUCUCCCUAUAUAAGGGUUCACAGAAUUGCAUCUGGCCCCAGAGGCAGCGUAAACUGACAUUUCUAAUGCUGCUCAGGGACCUGUCAGAGCAGCUGGGCUGGCCUUGCCCUGCCCUCGAGGGAUGUGGUGAGUUUUGGCAUUUGAAUAUGUUCCUCCUGGUUGCUUUAGAAACGGGGAUCGUGCCCCUGGAGAGAGGCCCUCUCCUUGCCGGGGGUGCCUGACUUCCCUGCAGACCCAGCACACCGCUGCUGGAACAGAUGCUUUUGGACUUUGUCCAGCUGAGAGUAAAAUCUGAUCUCAACAUUAAUCAACCUACCAGAAAUUAAUUCUCUCUCCUUGGUGGUGGUGCUGUGAUUCUUGGGGAAUACACGUCACCGAGUGCCGGCGCCGUGUCCCUCUCCACCGCCCGUCAGAGUGUAUCAAAGCCUUUAACAGCAGCUGGAGCCACCAACGCAGCUCAGAAUCGUGUCCCGAGGAGAGAUGUCUGGGGGGGCACCACCAGUGACUGCCAAAUCAGACAUCACUUGGAUAGAGAAAGAGCUCGUGGACUCAGCAGACAAGGGCGAAGGUGUUGUGAAAGAAAUCAACAUCACGCACCAUGUGAAGGAAGGCUCCGAGAAGGCAGAUCCUUCACAGUUUGAGCUCCUGAAGGUGCUGGGACAGGGCUCCUUCGGCAAGGUUUUCUUGGUGAGAAAAAUAACACCGCCAGACAGCAACCACCUCUAUGCCAUGAAAGUGCUCAAGAAGGCAACCUUGAAAGUGCGUGAUCGAGUAAGGACAAAGAUAGAAAGGGACAUCCUGGCUGAUGUAAACCAUCCCUUUGUGGUGAAACUCCACUAUGCAUUCCAGACAGAGGGGAAGCUGUAUCUCAUCUUGGAUUUCCUCCGAGGAGGUGACCUUUUCACUCGGCUUUCCAAAGAGGUCAUGUUCACCGAGGAGGAUGUGAAGUUCUACCUGGCAGAGCUGGCGCUGGGGCUCGACCAUUUGCACAGCCUGGGAAUCAUAUACAGGGAUCUCAAACCGGAGAACAUCCUCUUGGAUGAAGAAGGGCACAUCAAACUCACAGAUUUUGGCUUGAGUAAGGAGGCUAUAGACCACGAGAAGAAAGCCUAUUCCUUCUGUGGGACGGUGGAAUAUAUGGCGCCAGAAGUUGUGAAUCGCCAGGGCCACUCGCACAGUGCUGACUGGUGGUCCUACGGGGUGUUAAUGUUUGAAAUGCUCACCGGCUCGCUGCCCUUCCAGGGGAAGGAUCGUAAGGAGACGAUGACCCUCAUCCUCAAAGCAAAGCUGGGCAUGCCGCAGUUCCUGAGCUCUGAAGCACAGAGCCUCCUGCGAGCCCUUUUCAAAAGGAAUCCAGCCAACAGAUUAGGUUCUGGACCAGAUGGGGCAGAAGAGAUCAAGCGCCAUCCUUUCUACUCCACCAUCGACUGGAAUAAGCUGUACCGCAGGGAAAUCAAACCGCCCUUCAAGCCUGCAGUCGGCCAGCCAGAUGACACCUUUUAUUUUGACACAGAAUUUACAUCCCGUACGCCAAAAGAUUCCCCAGGCAUCCCCCCUAGUGCAGGAGCCCAUCAGCUCUUCCGAGGCUUCAGUUUCGUGGCAACUGGGUUGAUGGAGGACGGCAAGGUGAAAGCUGCCCAGUCACCUCUACAUUCGGUUGUACAGCAGCUGCACGGCAAGAAUGUCCAGUUCAGUGACGGCUAUGUGGUGAAGGAGGCAAUUGGCGUCGGCUCCUACUCAGUGUGUAAACGCUGCAUUCAUAAAGCAACCAACAUGGAAUAUGCAGUCAAGGUUAUUGACAAGAGCAAGCGAGACCCUUCUGAGGAAAUAGAAAUCCUCCUGCGAUACGGGCAGCACCCAAACAUCAUCACCUUGAAAGAUGUGUAUGAUGAUGGGAAGUAUGUGUACCUGGUGACCGAGCUGAUGAGGGGAGGGGAGCUGCUGGAUAAAAUCCUCAGACAGAAAUUUUUCUCAGAGAGGGAAGCCAGUUCGGUCCUGCACACGAUCUGUAAAACAGUGGAGUAUCUGCAUUCCCAAGGGGUGGUUCACAGGGACUUGAAACCCAGCAAUAUCCUUUACGUGGACGAGUCGGGAAACCCCGAAAGCAUUCGCAUUUGCGACUUUGGCUUUGCCAAGCAGCUGAGGGCUGAGAAUGGCCUUCUCAUGACUCCUUGUUACACGGCAAACUUCGUGGCACCCGAGGUACUAAAACGCCAAGGCUAUGAUGAGGGUUGCGACAUCUGGAGCCUGGGAGUUCUCCUGUAUACGAUGCUCGCUGGCUGCACUCCCUUUGCAAACGGUCCCAGCGACACUCCAGAAGAGAUCCUGACCCGGAUAGGUGGCGGCAAGUUCUCCAUCAGUGGAGGCAACUGGGACACUAUUUCUGACAUGGCCAAGGAUCUGGUAUCAAAGAUGCUUCAUGUAGAUCCUCACCAGCGUCUAACAGCCAAGCAGGUCCUGCAGCACCCAUGGAUAACCCAGAAGGACAGCUUACCCCAGAGCCAGCUGAAUCACCAGGACGUUCAGCUUGUAAAGGGGGCGAUGGCUGCCACAUACUCUGCACUGCACAGCUCCAAGCCGAGCCCCCAGCUGAAGCCCAUUGAAUCCUCCAUUCUGGCGCAGAGGCGGGUGAAGAAGCUUCCUUCCACCACGCUGUGAGGCUGGGGUGGUUGGCAGCCGUGCGGCACGGGGCGAGCACACACCGGGCUUUGCAUGCCUGCAGAAGGCGAGGAGCGGGAGAGCGGGCGGGCAGCGCUGGCACAGGAGCUCCUUCGAGGACUUGUUCCCAAAAGGCCACGUGCCUCCCUGUUUCUGAAAGACUGUCUCCUCAUCGUGUGGACUGAUCUUUGCUGAGAGAACUUCACUGUAACACUUUUUUUGAAGUGUAAAUUGUCGAUUUUUAAAGACAUCCAUCUGUGUAUAUGAGAACUAGAAUGUAUAGCUGAUGUCAAGUGGCACUAAAAAGCAGCUCUGAUUCACCCUUUCCUGUGUAGGGCCAGACAUUUGUUGCAGCUACAUCAUUGCUUGGAAUCAAUCCUCUCCAACACCACUGCAGCUGGAAGACUGCAUCACGUUUGGGGUUUAGGCUUUGGGGUUUUUCCUCCCUUGAACCGCUGGAUGCCCUGCACAAAGGCAGCCCUGCAGACUCCUAGCCAGCAGUGCUCGUGUUUAUCAAGGACGUCCCAGCCCUUCCUUUCACUUCUUGUGCGGGUGUGUGCAGAGCGUCAGGGUGAUUCUUCAGACCCCGUUUCUUCCUCUCUCCUACACUCCCCAGCCCGGCCGGCAGUUUUCUGAACAAAAUAAACCACGGCUUUUCCAAACACUCCCUUAGGUGAUCAGCUGUCCAGCGUACCUGCUAGGCUUGGCUCAUUCCUCCCCUCUGCCCUCCCAUCGUCAUGUCCUCCCUGUCGCUCCCUGGGCAGUGUCACCUGUGCAGGUGGCGAUGGCAAAGGAAUGUUCUCCUUGGCAAAGCUGAGGCUUUAGGCUGGCUCUGGCUGCUGCUUUUACCAUUCUUGGUUUUCAUUUCCUUCAGCAGGAACCUAUGAAACAAACCAUCCCUUUUUUUUUUUUUAAUUAUUUAACUUUGUUCUACAGCUGGUAACUCAGGGUUUCUUUCUGGAUUGUACAAUAAACGUGUCAUUCAGUUGACGUUAUUUUACUGACUGACUUUGAGCUGCAGAAUAAGCAACCCCAGUCAUUUCCCGACAUCACAUGGGGAUAAUGAUUCUUGCCUGCCUUUUGGGAGAUCUGCAAAGCUUUUUCAUCUGGCCCUGCGAUGGGAAAACCAGCAGUAGUGGAGUAGGGCUGCAUAUUAUGCCACCUUCUCUCAGGUGCAAUACCUCACCUUGCAGUGGGAAGUAAUUAGAACCAGUUCUAGAAUAAGGCAGUAAUCAACAGGAAAGGUGGCAAGACGUGGGCUGCAGAGGGGAAUUUCUUACUCUCAGGACAUUUUAGUGCAAAUAGAAACCAACCCUUGGAGGCAAACUGCUAGAAAUAAAUUCCUGACCUAUUCUGACUUGCAGGGCAUUGCUGGAGCUCCCUCGUUCACUGGUGGCUGUUUCUUGGGAGGAGCAGGAGAGCUACAAGGACUGCAAAUGCUGACGUGCUCAAGGACGCAACUGAAGUCAGCAAAGGUUCUCAUGUGAAUUUCUGCUACCUUGGGCUGAUCGUAUAACGAGAAGGGAGACCUCCUUUUUUGCUUUUCCCUUUUCCUUAGUCCCAGUUGACUCUAAAAUGGAGAAUUCCAUAAAAAACUUUCUCUGAGAUGUACAGCUCUCUCUUCCUCUACCCUUAUCCAGGCAGGUCCUGUUUCAAUCCCUGGAGCAGCCGGUGAGAAGCUGAAAUAGUCACAUUUUUUUUCCCUUUAUUUAUUCCAAGUGCUGUCCUGGUGUCCAGUGCCGCUGAGAGGAGGUGGCCAGCACCAGUGCACACUGGGUCUUCUCACUGGUAUUGCCACCGACCCCCAGCAGAGCUGGAUUUAAUGUUUUGCUGAUAGCUGGGGAGGGGGACGCUCCACCACGCAAAAUACCUCCCUUAAAAAUUUUUGCUUUCUCUGGCACAGUGUUUGCGUUGGUGUCGAUGAACCUGACUUAUGUUUCCUACAACUGCGCAGUUAACUCUCCUGCCAGCGAAAAGGUUUGCAAGGUUUAGGUACCUGAAACAAAUACAGUAAUUUUAAACAGCUUCUUUCUGGAGCUGGAGUCCGUCCCUUUGGGUGCUGUUGGGAUUGAAGCAGACACCUCAACAAUUUUUUCAGAAUAUUUCCUAUGGUGCACUUCAAGGGUGAGGUCUGAAACCUCAAACAAGUGGAUUGGGUUGGACGUGCUGGCGGUGAUCACCACUCACUGUGAACCUCUCAACAGUACAGACUGUCAGGAUGGGUCUUAAACCAAACAUUUGCCCUGCUUGGAUGGUAGCUAGCUUGUUCGUAUGAAAUUGUAAAUGUUUUCCAAUAGCAGUCAGGAAAAACAAUCCUCCCUGUAACGGUGCUGGUGUGAGGCCAACUGGUGACCACUCCAAGACGCGUAGGACAAGCAGGUGCAAGGCGCUGUGGGCACAGGGCGAGCAGCCCACAGUUGCUACAGGCUCUGCUUGGCCAGGAGAUGAUAGCCAGAGCAUCAAACCCCAGUACCUGGGGUGUCAAACCCCUCCACCUUGCUGGGGUCUUCAGUCAGAGGAACUUUGUGUUUAGUGCAGCUGUAGGCUCUGGGACCUCCAUCACUUUGGAGAACAUGGUGAACAAGAAGGGCUACACCUUGCUUUCUGGGGUGCUUUUAACCAAGUUGUUUUGAGUGAUCCUUCCAAAAGUAAAAAUAAGUCUUGAUUUUUAGUUCCAAAUCAACAAAGUGCUGUUACUUUUUUAAUUCUAGUGCUCAAUAAACAUGGACUUGUUGAUCUUUC